Seminavis robusta is the source of this 1957-nucleotide messenger RNA. The record is from the annotation of a GenBank genome assembly. NCBI's taxonomy places the organism in Eukaryota, Bacillariophyta, Bacillariophyceae, Naviculales, Naviculaceae.
AUGGAUGAUGGCUGCAAGAGAUCGUGGGAACUGUUAUCGCAAUCGUUACCAUCAGAGACUGGUACUGACAUAGCCAAUGGCUUAUCCAAUGAUACUCAGAAUGCUGAAAAGAACGCCAUUUACGUCAAUGGACUCUUGGAUAAUCUGACUCAAGUAUUGGACAAAUGGAUCAUCAAUGGAGCGAGGACUACACAAACCAGUGUUUACAACCUUGUCAGGCAAAUAGAACGAGAGGCUCAAGAUCCAGAAUUGGUGAAAAAAGCAAAGAGAAUGGUGAAACGGGCUGGGCUGCCCUUGGAGGACACUUCCCAGAGGAAAAAGUAUGAACUUGGAGCAACUGAUGCCGCAAAACGGAGAAAUGUGGCGGAGGAAAGACAGAGAUGGGAGGCUGCAACUGCAAGUACAAAUGCAGUCGGGGACAAUGUGGCUAGAUCAGCUCUCUCCAGGAGAGCAGGGCGAAAUGGGAAACCAGACUUGUUCCUGCAAAACACUGAUCGACGGCUGGACCCACAGUCAGUGGCAGAAGAUAAGGCUGAAAUGGAAAAGUUUGCUGGAGAAGAUAACGACAAUAGUCAGCCGUCAGGGACUCGAGUUUCCAGCGCAGGUCUAGGCCUCGUUGGGACUGACGAAGACUCGGCGGCUUUGACGAGGAUAUCCGAGCUAGUUGCACGGGCAGGAGCUGGUGAUGCGUUUACAGGAGAUCGGCUCGGCAUUGGUGGACUGGACGAGGUGCUAUCUCAAGUCAAAAGACGAGUUUUCACGCCCUUGGCUGCACCACCAAAGCUUUUGAAGGAACUAGGCAUUCACCCUGUGCGAGGAUUGCUUCUAUAUGGCCGCCCGGGAUGUGGAAAGACUCUCAUUGCAAGGCAGAUUGGCCAACUAUUCUCCCCGGCACGCCCUAUCACCGUUGUGGCGGGCCCGGAGGUGAUGGACAAAUUCGUUGGAUCCAGUGAAAAGAAUCUUCGCGAGAUUUUCAAUAACCCCCCUGAUAUCUACGACACAUUCCGGCUGGGUGAGCCUGACGGUGGGGACUCGAUUGCAGCGAACGCACUUCAUGUCAUUAUUCUUGAUGAGUUCGAUGCCAUCGCCAGAGCUCGUGGGGGGCGAGGUGGCAGCCAGGGAGAUGCAGGAGUUGCUCGUGAUUCACUUGUAAAUCAGUUCCUGGCAUGUCUUGAUGGGGUUGACCCACCCAUUGUACCAACACUAUGUAUUGGCUUGACUAACAAGAGAAGCCUGAUAGACCCUGCACUUCUGAGACCGGGAAGAUUUGAAGUACAAAUCGAGGUUCCAUUGCCCCGAAGCAACGAACAGCGCAUCAGCAUAUUGAAAGUUCACACAAAAAGUAUGCAUGCCGCUGGACGCCUGCUAGUGUCUGAUCCACCCCCGAAUACAGCUGCCGCGAGAUACUUGGAGAGAAACGGUGGAGAGGAUGUGCUUUCGUACGAAUCUUUUUUGUCGGACAUUGCAGAAUAUACAAAUGGCAUGAGCGGUGCAUCGUUAGCGGGGGUUGCCCGUGCAGCGGCUAGUCACGCUCUUGAGAGAGUAGUUGGAGAGUACUCUACCGCGGUGAUUGACAACGACAGGCCUCCUGAUUCCAUGUUGGACUGCGUAGUGACGAGGGAUGAUUUCGAUGAGGCAAUAAAGGAUGUGUACGAGAGUGGCGGUGAUCGAGACUGGGAGCCGUCGGAAGACGAAGCAGAGGACGCUGGACAGAAGGAAAAAUCGGACAAGUAGGCAGCUGAGGUACACUAGCAAAGAAGGUUUCCUUCGGCUGUGGUCUUUCCAGAGCCUCGACAAGGAUGUUUUGACGCCCACUGGCAGUGCUAAGAUAGAAGCAGGCAGUGAUGCUCACUCGGGAGGCCCACUGGUUUCUGCGUCGCACGGUGGCUUUGCCGAGGAGGACUGAGUCACUCACCGAGGGCCAUACUCCAAGUGAUACACAGAACAGGCCCUAAAA